AUCCAAUUGUCUCGAGUCGCGGUGAUAUACCCGAAAAAAACAAAAUGAAAUUGUUGACCCCUUUUGCUGCAAUCAUAGCCGCGGCCACCGCUGGUCUAAUAACCAGCAAUCCAAUAGAAAGUUAUGCUCAUUCAUCAGAAAUCUACCAAUCAGGGCUCGAGCACCAACAACGAGGACUCUACAACACCCAACCGCAAACAUUCUCACCGCACACUACGUUCAAUAGUCAAAUGCCGCCAUUUUCAAGCCAUGUGCAAGCUUUAGAAAACCAGCCACAGCCGUUUACAAGCCAUGCGCAUAUGAGUCAACCACAACAUUUCUCGAGUCAUGCGCAAGGUUUCAAUAGUCAGUUUUCGAGCCAUGCGCAAAAUUUCAACAGUCAGCCGCAACAGUUUUCAAGCCAUGCUUUACCAUACUCUGGGCAACAAGCAGCAUAUGCUGGACAGGCGCAAAUCGGGCAUGAUGUGAGCAAUCAGAGACCAUCGGCUGAGAAAUCGGCACGGAUCUUGCAUUACACCAUGGACAAUGACGGCCACAACUAUCAGUAUGCUUAUGAGACUGAAAAUGGUAUCAAAGCCGAAGAGCAAGGGCAGACCAUCCACGGGAGCCAAGUAUCAGGUGCAUAUUCUUACACCGGUGAUGAUGGUCAAAUCUAUACUGUGACGUAUACAGCUGAUGAGAACGGCUUCCAAGCACAGGGUGCUCACCUGCCCACUCCACCGCCAAUCCCUGAAGCCAUCGCUAAAUCCAUAGAGCAGAACGCUAAGGACGCAGCCAAUGGUGUCUUCGAUGAUGGGCAGUACAAACCCCAGCUGACCACUUCAGACAACGAACUCCACCAAGGCGGUGGAUUUCAACAAAACUCUGGAUAUCACAGCACACAUCAGAAACAACCAAUAGCUUCAGGCUAUCACCACUAAAAUAUAUAAGUUAAGCCAAAAAAUAGAGAUAGUAAGAAAAAAAAGCUUUGCUUGAAUAAUUGUCGCCGCACACGGGCCACCGACUACAACCACAAAACGCCGCCACCGACAUAUUUCUUAUAGUUUUUAUACAUUUUAUAUAGACUCGCCACACACGGGCCGGUGGCCGCCACACGCUACAAAUCGUCGUUGCUCGCUUCUUGUGGCCCGCACCGGCCACUUAAUGCGUCGAUACAAAACGCCGCCACACGUCACUCGCGCGAUUUUCCCCACCCCUCUCUCCCUUACCUUAGUCGGCCGCUGUCGCGCGCUUCAGCCGCUUUAGUAGCCGCUUCUAGCUUCUCGUGGCGGCGUUUGUGGCUGUGGCGUGUGGCUCUUGACACUAAAAUGCGCAUUUAAUGCUGAAAUAAUGUUUGCACAAAAGUUUUUAUUUUUAAAUUUAAGAGUUGAUCCUGUUUAGUCGUCAUUCUACUAUAUAAAUUAUAUAUCUGUAUGUGACUUUAAACAAUUUGAUAAAGAUGGAAUGAUGUUAUAUAUUUUUAAUUUUUUAAGCAUGUAACUGCUAUAUGUUUAAAUUUAAAGACAAUUUUACUAGAAAGAAUCCCGAGCGUGGAUUUUAUGAUUUAUCGUAUACAGUGUAUAUGAAAGUUUAAUUUGGGUAAAUAUCAUUAAAAAAGAACAGAUGGGUGUAAAUUAUCAACAAAAAUACACCUGUUUACAAGUGGCAAACCUAAGGUCUUUAAAUCCAUGUUUUUUGAAUUCUUCACAUCAUUUCCUUUCAGAUGACAUAAAUUUUACCAAAAAAGCAUAUGGAUGCAAUUUUCAUAAGAAAAUGGAUGUCACUAAAUUAAAUUAAAGGUAUUUGCGGCUACUUUAUUUUAGGCAAUCCAUGAUUAAUGCAAUGUAUACUCACUAACCAUUCCUUUAAAUAAAGUUUGAUCAAAAAAAAAAACAGAUGAGUGCAGAAUUUUGCGGUCGGAUCUCGGGCUAAAAGUAACAAAAAACUAUUUUGCAAAACUUUUCUGACAUACUGAAAACAAAAAACGAUCGGCAGAAUUUUUUAUGGAAAGCGGGAGGAAAUUAAUGCGUGUGCCUCUUUUUUACAUUCAGCUUAAUAUCAUAGCCUAAUUUAAUAAAUUAAACCAUUUCAGCUUACAACUAUUUUUCCUUUGUUCCAUAAGUGCCCCCUGAUUCGAAAACGAAACAAAAAAGGCGCUUUUGUUGAUGGUCAUUAACUUCUACACUUCGAUCGGACAGUGCAUCCUGUCUUCAUAUAAAUUAAGAAAAAGGUACUUUUUGUAAAUUGUGAUUGAUUGCUUUGUUGAUUACGUUGCACUAUUUGAUUCAUUAUGAGUCAGUGCAAGGUGUGACUUCAUUUCAGUGUGCAAAAAUCAACAAGUCUCCUCCAAAUAGUAAGAAAUUAUCCAAAUCAGAUGAAAUUUACGAGUUUUAAUUGUAGAUAAAAUAUUAUAGUAAGUAAUUGGUAAUAAAUUCGUUCUAACAUGUUUAUUGACUACAGUUUAUUUGUUACAGUUUAUGAAUUUACAUUUAACUUUGUUAUUUUAACGAGCAAAUUACAGCUUGUAACUUUAGAUCAGUAAUAUUAAUGAAGUCAUUUCUCAACAAGCUAAAAACCUUGUACCUGAUAAGUUUUAUUGUUCUUGAACGAACUUACGGUUUAAAAUAAUGCGUAUCAGUGUUUCAUGUACCGUUUCUAAUGAAUGAACCAUGAACAAAAAUCUGGUAGUCUGCAAUCAGUAUGAGAUUAUGAAUUUAAAAAAAAAGAGGUUUUCUAUAAACUAAGCUGGGAAAAUAAUGUUUGUUUG
Chilo suppressalis (striped riceborer) is the source of this 2746-nucleotide messenger RNA. The record is from the annotation of a GenBank genome assembly. NCBI's taxonomy places the organism in Eukaryota, Metazoa, Arthropoda, Insecta, Lepidoptera, Crambidae.